Molecule: messenger RNA, 354 nt
Organism: Vicia villosa (hairy vetch)
Lineage: Eukaryota; Viridiplantae; Streptophyta; Magnoliopsida; Fabales; Fabaceae
Exons: 1
Coding region: 1-354 (117 amino acids)
Biological process (GO): telomere maintenance; DNA repair
Molecular function (GO): DNA helicase activity
Source: RefSeq, a predicted model, not a curated record
AUGGUUGCAUCAAGCAAAAUUGCAAGUUUAUUGUUACCAAGUGAUAUAACAACUCAUUCUAAAUUCAAGAUUCCAGUCCUAACUAUUGAAACUUCCAUUUGCAGUAUUGACAAGGAAUUUGAACUUGCCGAGUUGUUGAAGUUAGCAAAUUUACUAAUCUGGGACGGAGCUCCUACGACACAUAAGUUCUGUUUUGAAGAACUUGACAAAAGCUUCAAAGAUAUUAUGAGUGAAACCAAAAAUGCUUCAAAGAAGAUAUUUAGAAGAAAAAUAGUUGUGUUUGGAGGUGAUUUCAAAAUGAUUCUCCCUGUUAUAUCAAGAGGUAGUAAAGUUGAUAUUGUUCAUGAAGAAUAA